UCAUCAUGGUGGCAGUGGCGAGAAGACAGAUUGUUGUGUUUGUUAGGAUCAGACACGCGAUCUGUCGUGCCGAGGGUUUACUCUGGCUCGUGACGGAGGUCUACACGCAUGAUGGCGGCGCGUGGCGUGACGGGGAGGACCUCACACAGACUUCCUCUCCUCCUCCCCGACUACAAUCGUCCUUUGUCCUGUAGCCACACUUGCUGAUGGUUGUUGUGUUGGAGGGAGAGUGCUUGACAUGCAUCGUCUGCCUCUCAUCUUCUCUGUUUACACAUCCACCACAACCCACCCACCACCAGCCUCUACAACACAAUCUACAAUAUAAAAUUGAUAGAUAAACACUUUAAACAAAAGAAUAAACCAGAUACAAAGACCGACUCACGCACACACACAUAUACGCCAGCGCGCGACAUCUCACAACAAUCGUCUCGCUUUGGUUGCCAUGGCAACGCAUCUGCCCAACCAGUCGCCGAAACCAUCGACCGGCGUGAAAGCUGCGGUAGGGAAGCUCGUCUACACAGUCUCCGCCAGCUCCCCUCCCCUCGCUUCUUCCUCCUGCCCCUCCCACACGUCACUUCCUGUUUCUCCCCCUCUACUCCACUUCGUUCCUGACUCCCUGACUGUCGCCAGCGCGCUGCUCCUUCUGCUAUCAUCGUCAUCACCAUCAGCUCCAACGCUAAGGUCGACGAUAAGUUAUCACUCAUCGCCGUCGGGGUUGUCGCGUGCCGCGCGAGCCAGAGUCGACGUCGUGGUUGCCGCAUGUCGCUUCCGCUGCCGGAACCGUUGGACGCUGCGGGUCGCAGCUGCUGCUGAUGUUGUCGUCGUCGUCGUGUGAGGCGGAGGCAGCCGAGUGUGACUGUGACAGAUGUGACCGAGUUUUCUCAGUGGUUGUUCUUGUGAUAACGACACAUCGCGCGGCGAUGAAAUCUCGGAAACUGCUCACAGCCAGCACUUUGAUUGGUGAAGUGAUGCUGUCAGCGACCCCCACUGGACAUCUCUUCUAAUGAACUCGUAACGUCACGUGACAGCCUGCACUUGUCCUGCUCUCAUUGUUGAUGAGUCACGUGCCAAGGUCCAGAGUGAAGACAGGAAGUGACGCAACAGGGAUCCAGCAACAGUGACAAUGGCGCCACUCCCGCCUCAGAGCCAGUACCUUGACGGCAACGUGACUCAUGUAUUGUCGGUCCCGUCCAGCAACAUCGUCAUGAUCAACGGCACGCUCAUCCACAUCAUCCUCAAGAAGCCGUUUCGCGACAGUCAGAUCAACGAGCUGCUCUACGUCAUCAUCGUCAUCGUUUUCUACGCCACGGCCCUGAUGACGCUCAUCAUCACGCAGAUCAAGCGACAGCGACGCGAGGGCAUGGACGUCGACUACUACGACGAGUACCUGCAGCGCAACCAGGAGGUCAAGCGGACCUGCCAGACGGCCACCACCAUUGUCCUCAAGACAGACCGCUCCCCGGUGGGGCCUGGGUCGGCGCUGGUCGUUCCUGCUUCAGGGGUGAGCACACCCGGGGCCACCACCAGCCUUCUUCCUCCUGUCCGGAGGCUGGACUCUUCUCCCAGGUCUGGAGUUCGCCACCAAGGGCUAAACCGAGGAGAGGAGGGAUCCUACACCCCCAACAUCUCUCCUCGGGAGAUAUCCCCCAUGCUGGAGAGCAUCCCAGAUGUAGGGACAUAGGAACCUGUGUGUAUGUGUGUCGUUAUGAAGGGAUGAAGAUAGGGCAAGAUGGAGCUCAGAUGACCUUUGACUGCCUGCAGGAUGGCAGUCUAGAUUUAACAAAGGCUUCUGGGAAGCGAUGUCCAGAAAAAGACGAGCAGAGGCAGCAGCUGUAACAACUGCCAGUAAGAACCUCAUACUGAUGUGUCAUUAAUAUUGAUGUGUCUGUUUAUGACAAACAAUAACAUCAAGAAACUUAUUACAGAAAAAUUGUGCUAACACUAGAGCACACGGUGGAUCCAUCUGUUUUCAUAAAUGAAUGAGCGCCACUGAGCAUGUGGACAGUCAGGAAGACAAAGAGUUCGAUUCUCUAACUUGUUCACUCAUUCCUGACAAGGUACAGUGUCAGUGUGCACAGUGUGCAGCUAACAAACACGUGGACUGAUCACCACUUUACCUGAUGAAACUGUCUCCCUUUCAUUUUAAAUUUUAUUUCCUGGCACAGCCGCUGCUACAAAUCGCCACGUUUUCCACAAACCGUUACCUGCUCUGUCUUUCUCUCUCUCUCUCUGAGGGGGAAGCCGUCUGUAUAGCCCAGGGGAGACAAUCACGCGGCGUCUCGCGGUUACGUUCUCCUAGCUGACUCAUAACCUCAUAACAAAGCUCAGUUUAAUACUUCUUGUUUAUGACUUGUCUGUCUUCGCUCACACAGCAGAAGAAAAAAGUUAAUGAUAAUUUUUAAGCUUGCACAGGCAGGUGAAGUCAUACUGUCUGUCAUCCCAGGGAAAGUGUGGUUGUAGGAGUUGUCAGGACAACUCCGUGGGAAGAGUAAGGAGACUCAAGACAUUAGUGGAAAACAGAACUCUUUCUUUUGUAUGGAUUAAGGCACUAUGGGAGAUAUAAAUUUAUGGACGGUUACAGAUUAUGGGGCAAUGCUACCUUUAAUUUUCUGCGUAUUUUCUGUUGCUUUGACGACCUAUGGAUAUAUAGGUAAUAUAGGUAAUAUGAAGGCUGUAAGUAAUUUUAUCCCACAUGUUUCUCACUGGAGUUUUUUUUCUUUAUAGAGACGAUGGUAAUUGUAAAUUUGUUAGAAUAAAGCUGCCUGAGAGCUUUGAAUUUAAUCAAAAAUGUUGGCGGCUGCAGCAUUCCUGACUUGAAGGGUCAGAGAUUGGAAUGACAUGUGGGUCAACUUGGGAUUUACACAAGUAAAGCCAUCUAUUCAUUAAAAAUUGACCUGCAAUGUAUGUACACAACUGUGCAGAUCGGUGUGCGCAUGUUCGUGCGUGUGUGUGAAGAGCUUUUGUUUGAAAGCGUGAGUUUGUGUAUAUUGGUUAUGUGAGCCUCUGUCAUGUAUGCAUGUCUUUUUUCACGUAAGUGUGUGUGUGUGUGUGCAUGCGUGUGCUCUAGUACAUGCCCGUCUUGUUGCCUGCUUUUUGAGACUGCAGGUUGUGUGAUUAAAACAAGCUGAAUUGAGCUACAUACUUACCUUUAAAGGUUAAUGGAUUAUUCACCUAUUUAACACUUUUAUGUAAUGUUGAAAUGAUAUUCUACUCUUGCAACAGAUUCCAAACAUAAUUAGCAUUUCACUCCACGACCAUCGAUGUCAUCUGACAUCUCACCACGUCGUCUGACAACUCACCACUUCAUGUCAUUUUUCAGGACUCUAUAUUCCUUCACAAAAUUUCUCUACAUGCACUGUUAUUCAGCCCCAGUCAGGCUUCCAGGUCUAAGGGAAAUGAAGUCCUUGCCACAAUACUGGUUGAAAAAUAUUUGUGUUUGAUAAUCAUUGGUUAUUGUUUCAGUUCUGAGGGAGUUAAAAAUUACAUGUAAUUAUUUACCUAGCAGGCACCAAAUAAACCCUGUAUAAAAGAACCUUUUUUCUUACCUACGCAUUGUUGUUUUUUGUUUGGUCAAAAUGUGAUCUGAUAAGAAAACAUACAAUCCACCCUGUCUUUCCAUAUACUGCAAUGUAGACAGUAUUUUCAUUUCGAAACAAUCACGUUUUUAGGUAUUUUGGUUUGUUUGGUUGUCCACUGUCUGAUGUGCCAGGGAAGAUAACUGUCGUUGUUUCUCACACCACAGGAAGGAAAGAGUUACUUCCGUUUGCUUUAGUGUACCUGUUAUGUGACAGCUCGUU
Molecule: messenger RNA, 3797 nt
Organism: Pomacea canaliculata
Lineage: Eukaryota; Metazoa; Mollusca; Gastropoda; Architaenioglossa; Ampullariidae
Exons: 3
Coding region: 1124-1681 (185 amino acids)
Source: RefSeq, a predicted model, not a curated record